This is a messenger RNA of Pleuronectes platessa (European plaice), 2705 nucleotides long. Its product is annotated as zinc finger and SCAN domain-containing protein 12. Gene Ontology annotation, molecular function: DNA-binding transcription factor activity, RNA polymerase II-specific; RNA polymerase II cis-regulatory region sequence-specific DNA binding. Bases 137 to 1510 code for a protein of 457 amino acids. Lineage: Eukaryota; Metazoa; Chordata; Actinopteri; Pleuronectiformes; Pleuronectidae. Gene Ontology annotation, cellular component: transcription regulator complex; PcG protein complex; nucleus. The record is from RefSeq and is a predicted model, not a curated record. The transcript has 4 exons. Gene Ontology annotation, biological process: regulation of transcription by RNA polymerase II.
UGACAGCAAGCUGACGCGCAGACCGGAAGUGUUGGCCUGGCUAGCUGUGUGCUAGCUGUGUGGAUGUGUGCAGUUAGCUGGAAGACGAUGGUGUCGUCGUGUCGCAGAUAAAUGUUCGAGCGCUGAUGAAGCAACAAUGUCUUCAGUUCAGUGUCUGAGAGACUUUGUCCACGAGCGACUAACUGCUGCUGCUGAAGAGAUAUUCAGAGUGUUCGAACAAACUGUCCUCGAGUACGAGGAAGAGAUCGAUCGACAGAGAAGACUGUUGGACAUCGCGUGGAAACCGGAGAUAAAGCUCCACAGGACAGGAGCUCAGGAGGAGGAGGACAAACUGAGUCUCACUCCGACCUUGUUGUUCACAGAGUUCCCCCGGACACAUGUCUGGAAGAAGAGGAAGACUCUCACCGCCCAGCAGCUCUGUGCCCGGGACAGGAAGUCAGGUCUGGACCAAGAGGACCCUGCUGCUGCUGGAGAAAGACCUGGAGUCAGCAGAAGUAUUAUCCACUUCAGUGAAGAGGUCGAUGGACAGCGCAGACUGCUGGACAUCGUUUGGAGCCCGGAGAUAGAGCUCCAGAGGACAGAGCUUCCAGAGCAACACGUCUGUAAGGAGGAGGAGCUUCUCACUGACCAGGAGAGGAACCCCAGUCUGGACCAAGAGGAUCCAGAGCCUCCACAGAUUAAAGAGGAGCAGGAGGAGCUCUGCACCAAUCAGGAGGGAGAGCAGCUUGUCCUGAAGCAGAUCCAGACCUUUAUGUUGACGUCUCCUUAUGAGGGAAGUGAUCACACUGAACCAACCAGUGAGCAGCAGCUCCUCUCCCACAUCUCUCCUGGAGCUGAGAGCCGAGCUCAGAGAGGAAGUGAGCAUGUGGACCCAGGACCGACUAGAGAUGAAGAGUCCCAGAGAAACAACUCCCCCCCGACACAGAGUCACUGCAGCACUCACACAGGGAAGACGUCUUUCAUGUGUGACAUUUGUGGAAAAGUGUUUAUGACCAAGUCCAAACUGAACACACAUGUGAGAAUCCACACAGGAGAGAGGCCCUUCUCAUGUGACACUUGUGGGAAAGCGUUUCUCUGUAAGUCCAGGUUGACCUUACACCUGAGGGUCCACACGGGUGAGAGACCGUAUUCUUGUGACUUCUGCGGGCAAACAUUCAGUCGGAAGGUUCACUUGCAAGAGCACAUUAGUCGUCACACGGGCGAGAGACCGUUUUUCUGCAAACUAUGUGGGAAGAAUUACAAACAGAGGUCGGCCCUGAGAGUGCACAUGAGAGUCCACACAGGUGAGAGGCCGUUUUCAUGUGAAAUAUGUCAGAAAACUUUCUUGGUCAAAACAAACUUGCUGGUCCACAUGAGACUCCACACGGGUGAGAAGCCGUGUAUCUGCAGCACGUGUGGGAGGAGUUUCAUUUAUCCAACAUCCUUAAGAAAGCACAUUAGGAUCCACACCGAGGAAAAGUUGUUAAUCCCCGAAGAUGUGGGAGAAAUUUCCCGUGUUGUGGUGAAUUGACUGAAUGUGACCAGAGUCCUCACUGGUGAGAAACCACAUCACUGCGGCACCUGAUGGGAAAGAGAAAGAGAUGUGUCUCGGUUAGGAGGUCACCUGGGAUCACAGACAGUACAGUCACAUGUGGUGUUGUGAACUUUGUGGGAGAGGAGCAGUUGUGAGUUUCAUGGACACGACGCACAAGAAGCCACAGAAGUGAAGAGCCACAUAAUCAAAGCUCUUUCCUAAAAGUGUUUCUAAUCCACCCAGUUGAGAGAACAGCUGAGAAUCAGUUUCCACAGAAGAAACCAUCAAGACGAAGCUUGUGGAGACGAGUUGAUCCUCGUGACCGUGCUCCUCACAUUUCUGUUUGCAGCAGUAUUUCUCUGAAACAACCGGGAGCCUCCGAGUCUUCAGAGCGAGUCCCUCGUUCAUACAAAUGUGUUUGGCCUCUUCAAUAAUUAUGUCUUUUUAAUAUUCAUAUUCUCCACCUCAGUUAUAUGAGUGUGGUCAUCCUGCCAGAUAGAUUCUUUGAUUCUCUUCCUCCAGCUUGUUUGUUCAUUUUCUAUGUGAUGUAUUGUGGGAUUGAAUCCACUUGAUAGUACUUGGCAGUGCAGUUUGUUUACCUGACAGCCACAGCUACUGUGCUGUCAUUAAAAUGCAGAAUGAGUUUGUAACACACACGUGUGUUAAUACAAACUCAGAUGUUUUUGCUUGAAUUAAUUUCAUGUAAUUUUUUCUUUACAUUUCCCAAGAAAAAUACUUUUUAGUUAGUCACCCUCACAUUAAAAGUUAUUGCACAGAAACAUGUUUACAUACAAACACAGCAUGAUGUUAUGAUUCUGUAUUUUGAGAAAUAUAAGAAGGAAUAUUGAGUUGAAUUUCUGACAUUUAUUCUCCUGCCUGCUGUCGAUACAGCUCUGCCCUGCAAACCGCCAUGUCCUCAUGUCGCCAAUAAAUCUUCACUUAUCACCUGGAGGGAUGUUCUUUGGAAAUAGUUAAAGGAAAGUUUCCUGUUUGUACAGAAUCUGGGAAAAUACGAUUUCAGUUUGUACAGAGGAGACAUUGAAUAAUCACUAACAGGAAAUACGCUCAUAUAUUUGAUUGAAAAAGUGUUCAUAAUGAUUGUUGAUCACAUUGAUCAGGAGCUCAGAUCAAUGUGAGGAUUCUCAUCAGUUCUGCUUCUUUUCAGGAGAAUAAAAGCUGAUAGUUAUUUUUA